UAACAAGCUCCUCUUGCUAUCUGUGAACAACAAAAGAGAACGUUAUAAAUUAGGCAAACUAUUUGCCAGUUCAGAUCACUUCGAAGCAAUCGAUAAAACAGACAUGAAGUUCAUCCUGAAAACGACCUUUCUGCUGGGUCUGGCCUCGGUUUGCAUGGCCCAAUUCCGUCCAUGGUCACCCUCAGAGGACACAGAAUAUAACGUCGCCGAACGAAAACCCAGGCCACCAUACUCCACCGCCGCCGGAUCCCCUGCUUCGCAAGUGGUAGCCACGGUAGCAACCCGGAAGCCACCAACCGUGCUUACCACCCAAGUGCUGGAGCAGCGAGCAGUGGAUUUCCAAAACCGCUCGCUACAGCGAUUGUUCGAACGGUCCUUCAAGGCGGAUACACCGGCCGAGUUUCAGGAUGCUGUCGUUCAUUUGUACGUUCGCAGCCAACGGGAGCUGGACCUCUGCGCUGAGUUUCUGUGGGAAACUCAUCUGCUGAAGGAGUACCGGCGAUGCGCCUCGGUAACGCAGCGGGCCAUCUGGCGGCAGGUUCAGGUGCUGAAGGAGGACAUUCGAACACUGACCCUGGCGGACUACGAAUACGUGGAUUACUGAAAUGAGUUGCGCGAUCUGUUAAUAAAAAGUGCCUUCAUAUUAAUUAUAUAACAUUGGAAAAUACAAUUCUUCAAAUUGACUAGUCUAAAAUAUAGCUUUAAUCAUUUUUAUGCAAAAGAGCAUUUUUUCUCUAAGAUUCACAGAAAAAAUCGGACUGUGGCUUUUCGCCGCAAAAAAAACAAUAUCGUUUAACAUAAUAAAAGCAACACCAUUUUUAUCUA
This is a messenger RNA of Armigeres subalbatus, 825 nucleotides long. RefSeq lists its product as uncharacterized. Lineage: Eukaryota; Metazoa; Arthropoda; Insecta; Diptera; Culicidae. The transcript is spliced from 2 exons. Bases 104 to 604 code for a protein of 166 amino acids. The record is from RefSeq and is a predicted model, not a curated record.